AUGGGUGACGAGCGUGCUGUGGCCACCACUCCACACAUCCACGCAUCCACACGCCUAAUCCACCCAUUUUCGACCAUGGGGAUUUGGGGAAUGCGGGUCAACCUCAGUAAGCCCUGCAAGAGGCCGGCGAGGGUCGGCCGAGGGAGUUACGAGGCCUGGUAA
Colletotrichum siamense is the source of this 162-nucleotide messenger RNA. RefSeq lists its product as uncharacterized. The transcript has 2 exons. Bases 1 to 162 code for a protein of 53 amino acids. Lineage: Eukaryota; Fungi; Ascomycota; Sordariomycetes; Glomerellales; Glomerellaceae. The record is from RefSeq and is a predicted model, not a curated record.